CCCGCAGCGGACCCGAGGCUGCUGCUGUGUGUCUGGUUGUGCCUUUUCCUCAAAUAAAAGGCUCUUCUAAGAGGAUAACGUACGAGCGACUUACACGGACAGGCUUUCCGCUCCUGCUUAACCGUUUUCCCUUUUUUUUGUAUAUGAUGGCUAAGCUAAUCUAGCAGGCUAACACUACAGUGACUUUUCCUCUACCGGAAGAAAACCAGAGAGUGCAGUCAAUGUUUCCUCCUGAUGGCUUUAACUUCUGCAGCUGGAAAAGCAGCCUGGCGUGAAGGUGACAGCUGUCUGGCUCUGCACCCAAGGGAUGGUACUCUGAGAGAAGCCACUAUCCAGAGACUAACCUCCACCUCUCUUAAUGAGGACACAGCAUGGGUGAUAUUUAAAGACACUAAUAAAGAUGUGGAAGAGCAAGAGAAGGAAGCCAUACCGGUCUCAAAACUGAUGAGACCUGGUUUGAGUGACUUCAUGCAAGAGAAACCUUGGUUUCCUACCAGCCAGAUAGGCCCCAGGUUAUGUGUCCCUUUAGAACUGAGCGAUGUUGAUGAAGACCGAGUCCCUUACACAAUCAAUAGAUACCUUAGAGAUUACCAGAGGGAAGGUAUCAGGUUCAUUUACAAUAACUACAUCCGUUCCAGAGGUUGCAUCCUGGGAGAUGAUAUGGGCCUGGGAAAAACUGUACAGGUCAUUGGUUUUCUUGCUGCCGUAUUGCACAAAACAGGCACAUGGGAGGACAUUGCAAACAACAGGCCCCAGUUUCUGCAGAGUCAGCUGCCAUCUAAGCAAAGUAAUCCCAGCAAAGUGUUCCUUAUUGUAGCCCCACUGUCAGUGCUUUACAACUGGAAAGAUGAGCUGGACACAUGGGGUCACUUCCAGUGUGUGGUGGUCCAUGGACUGAGGAAAGAGGAAGAGCUGGCCCGUAUUAAGAAGGGGCGAGUUGAAAUUGCCCUCACUACCUAUGAGACACUUCGUCUCUGCCUGGAUCAGUUUAAUAAGAUUGACUGGUCUGCUGUGGUUGUGGAUGAGGCUCACAAGAUAAAAAAUCCAAACUCUCAGAUCACUCAGGCCAUGAAGGAGCUAAGAUGUAAGAUCAGAAUUGGUCUCACUGGAACCAUCUUACAGAACAACCUUGAGGAGCUGUGGUGUGUUAUGGAUUGGGCCAUACCAUGGUGUCUUGGCAGCUUAGGACAUUUCAAGAACACAUUUUCAGACCCCAUUGAGCAAGGGCAGAGGCACAGCGCAACCAAACGUGCUCUUGCUACAGGGAGGAAAACUGUCAGAGCCCUGGUGAGGAAGAUUUCUCAUUGGUUCUUUAGAAGGACUAAAGCUCUUAUCAAAGAACAACUGCCUAAGAAGGACGACAGGGUGGUGUAUUGCUCUAUGACAGACUUUCAGCAGACUGUGUAUCAGGCAGUGCUGGACACUGAAGACGUGACAUUACUGCUGAGGUCAUCAGAAAAAUGUGAUUGUCAUAGUGGACGCACCCGCAGAAGCUGCUGCUAUAAAACAAACUCUGAUGGUGUUCAUAUGAAGGAGCUGUACUUUAGUUAUCUGGCCAUAUUGAGGAAAGUUGCCAACCAUGUCGCACUGCUUCAGUCUACUUCAGGCACCAGCAAGAAACAGGAAAAGUAUGUGAGUGCCAUUUGUGCAAAGGUGUUCCAGAAAUUUCCAGACUUUGUGCACAGAUGCAAAAAUGAAGCAUUUGAAGCCCUGUCAGACCCAAUGUACAGUGGGAAAAUGAAGGUGCUGCAGAAGCUUCUCAAAUUUUAUCUGCAAAGGAGAGAUAAAGUACUUAUUUUUUCCCUCUCAACCAAGUUGUUAGAUGUGCUGGAGAGCUACUGCAUGGCUGAGGGUCUGGACUUCACCAGAUUGGACGGCUCCACCAAAUCCAAAGAGCGUGUGCAGAUCGUCAGAGACUUCAAUAGCUCCUCUCACAUCAACCUCUGCCUGGUUUCCACCAUGGCGGGUGGCCUUGGUCUUAACUUUGUUGGUGCUAAUGUUGUGGUGCUGUUUGACCCCACCUGGAACCCAGCCAAUGACCUUCAGGCUAUUGACAGGGCAUAUCGCAUUGGCCAGUGCAGGGAUGUGACUGUCCUUAGGCUAAUCUCAUUGGGGACCGUAGAAGAGGUCAUAUACCUGCGACAAAUUUACAAACAGCAAUUGCAAUGCUCGGUAGUUGGCAAGGAGAGCUCCCGGCGGUAUUUUGAAGCAGUGCAGGGGCGUGAUGACCAUAAGGGUGAACUGUUCGGGAUCAAAAACCUCUUCAGGCUGCAAACCCAAGGGACAUGUCUCACCCGCAAGAUUCUAGAGAGAGAAGGGCAAGUGGAGGCUGGUGUUAUGAUGAGUACACACACAGGCAAAGACAAGGAGGAGGAGACAAAGGGAGCUGGCGAACCUGGAGGUUCUUCAUCUACAAAUAUCCUUGGACCCAGUGAUAAACCAGUGACGGAGAUCAGCAGUGCAUCAAAGGUCCCCAGAGGGGUGCUGGACUUCAGCAGUGAAGAGGAUGAGGAGGAGCAGGGGCUCAAGAGAAAGGCCUCAAACCUCAGUACAGAUGAUUGCAACAGGAGUCCUGGUCGAAUGAGUCUCCUCCAGCAUGGGUUCUCCAAACUCCUUGAAAGGGUCAAAGAAGCACCAGAGUUAGAAGGGGAAACAAGUCCAGAGGAGGAAGGAAGCUCCUUUGAGGAAGAGGAUAAAAAGAGAGAAGACACAUCCACCCCCAGUAGAGGAAAUAUCGGUCUCCCUUUAGGAACAAAAACGUGGGACACAUCCAGCAGUUCAGACAGAAAACAUGGAGCGGGUGGAGAUAAGGGGAGACAAGACGACACAGGCCUUAAACAGUGGAUAAGUGAAAAAAGGACUGUGGAUGAAGACAGCAAUAAAAACUCUAAACUAGACAAAAAUAAAGUUAAUGAGCUCAAAACAGCAUUUCCCAAAAAACACAAUUUUGAGGGUUACUCUGAUGAAUCUGAAGAUUUCGAUCUAGAGGCAAAGACGUGGUCGAAGAAGGAUGAUUUAAAUUUACAUGAUAGAGGAGAGAAGGGAAGUGGAAGGCUAAACCACAAUAAAAAGAGGCAAAGUGAAAGGGAUGAAAGAAGAUCAAAAUACACAGUAAAUAUAGAGACAUUCUCAUCUUCAGAGGACGAAUAUGCAAGUCCACAGACAGAAAGAUCCAGAGUUGAACUGCAAAAACAGAGGCGAAGAGCUGCAACAGGCACAGCAGAGAAAGAAGCAGUAAUGCCGAAGGCUGCUUCAUUCACAGGUCUGAAAAGUCAGACGUCCCUGGUAUCUAAGGAAAAGAAUGGAACUAUUGACAACGUGCUAGGAGAUGUGCAGGAGGUGGUGUACACCCACUCUAACCAGCGCGUGGUGGGUGGGAGCAAAGCAGAGGAGCUGAUCAGUAGAGCUGCUGUACGGGAUGUGUUUGAACGCAAAAUGUACUCGCAGCUCCCAGCCAAUCACCUCAGCACCCAAGAGAGUUUGUCAGCGAGCUUGCCAGACAGUGAGCCCUGCCAUUCCACUAUCAAGCCGCAGGAGCUCAGUGUGGAUCAUCCAGUCAUCUUUACCAGCAAGAGUGUGCACCACACCAGACACAACACCUUCAUCAUUGGCGAGACUCCCAAAGCCAUUUGCAGGCAACAGCUGGAGGAAAUGGCAGAAAAAUUCAAAUUUCCCUCAGUUUACCAGUUUGCUGUUGAUAUUCUGAGAAAAAAUUCAACCCACAGGCUGGCCUUGCUUCAGCAGUAUUACACUUCAUUGAACCUCCCUGACUUGGCGGAUACGGUUAAAAAGAACUUCCCACAACCUGUUUCAGCACAAGCCUCCCCCUCAGCUGCUACCUCAGAGACCAGAAAUCCACAAAAGAAUGUUUCAGAACUCACAAAAAACUCGAUAUUUGCUCAAAAGAAUCCCAGAGCUAAACGUGAAACGUCGCAAAACAAAGCAUCUGUGCCACAGAAAAAGGCUAGAAACUCAAAAGGGGACGCUUCAAAACCUUGCAAAAAGCAAAGAAUCUCACAAAGGAAUGUGCUGGAACCUCUAAGUGAUGUUCCAAGUCCUGAGUCAGAGGAGCAGGACGAGAUGGUCUGCAGUGCCAGAGGACUCAAGCGGACAAAGGGAGGUAGUGUUUCUACUUCUGGAGCCCACAUAGCUGGUGAUGGUCUUGGCGGCAAUCGAGUCAGCAGCAGUGGUCUGGGGUCUGGGGAGGCUGCUGCUUGCCUGAACUGCACAGACAGAGAUGCCCCUUCUUCGGACCUCAGCCAUGGCAGUUCCACCGUGGUAUCCAAACCCACAGCGCAAGGAAGAGAGCAAGAGCAGAAAUCAUCUUUGAGGACGAGUGAAACUUUGCAAGGGCAGAGAGAAAAUUCUGAGGCUCCUUCUGUCUCCACCAGUCACUCCUUCCUAACAGAUCUGAUAGGAGAUACCUCCAUCCUAGAUGACUUGCUAAAACCCAAAUCCAAGAGUGCUCAACACAAGAGCACCCCCAAAACACCAUGUGUAGUUUCUGCAAAUGCCAGUCUCACCACGCCUUCACCAUCCACAAUCACUCCUGAUCCCAAUUCAAGCUUACGCACCCAAACUACACACCAGUUCAAAACAUCAGCACAGGCACCGAAGGGGAGUCGCAAGGACUUCUGGGAGAUCCUGAAUGAGGGUAAUGAGGAGAGUAUCAAUAGAUUAACAGACCCAGAAGAAGUGCAGAGAGUUUGUGUCACCACUAACUUUGCAGCUAGAACUGUGUCAGCAGAGAAGGAGAGCAAGAGUCUCUGGAAAACUAAUGAGAAGUUCCUGUGGAAAAAAUAACAUUUUAAGUUGUAACCAUGAACAUUUUUGCAGUUCUCCAGUUUUCUCAUCAAAUUUUAUGUUUUUUUUUUUUUUUUUGUUUCAUUUGAUUGAAUCUUUUAAUUUGUCUUUGUUGUUUACUUAUUUAAAAAAUUUAAUGUUCACUGAGUGAAUUCUGAACACAAUAUUGUUUGUUACAGAAAUAAACUUGGGUUUAGUCACUCUAGAAAAGAUUUAACUGAAUCUUAGAGAAGCAGUUUUCAUAAAAGUAUAUGCAUGUUGCUUUAUUUCUGCUUUUUUUUUUCACCUACACAUAACUUCCGGCUGAACACUAUACUUUGUCAUCGUAGUUGUAA
Molecule: messenger RNA, 5138 nt
Organism: Archocentrus centrarchus (flier cichlid)
Lineage: Eukaryota; Metazoa; Chordata; Actinopteri; Cichliformes; Cichlidae
Gene: ercc6l2
Product: excision repair cross-complementation group 6-like 2
Exons: 20
Coding region: 235-4803 (1522 amino acids)
Molecular function (GO): ATP binding
Source: RefSeq, a predicted model, not a curated record